This is a messenger RNA of Tetrahymena thermophila SB210, 3654 nucleotides long. RefSeq lists its product as hypothetical. Lineage: Eukaryota; Ciliophora; Oligohymenophorea; Hymenostomatida; Tetrahymenidae. The record is from RefSeq and is a predicted model, not a curated record. The transcript has 2 exons.
AAUAAUAAGAUAAAGUAAAGGAGAGACCAGUUAACUGUAAUUUAAUUUACAUAAAAAAUAAUUAAAGCUAAAAAUUUCAAGUUCUUUGCUUUACUUUUGAUAUAGUAGAAAAAAAGAAUUAGGUAAAUAAACAAAAAAUAUUAAUAGAUAAAUAGAUAGUAAGUAAAUAUGUCUUCUAGAUAUUUACAUCCUGAAAGUUAAAAGAGGGUUCAGUCAAAGAGCAAAGCAUCUCUAGAUGAUUUUGAUAGGCAAACUCUUUAUAGCAAAAUUAUGGUUAAUUUAGGUACUAAUCCAUUUAUGGACACCAUUUAAUCCCCUAGCUGCUCUUCUAUUUAAGACUACAUUAGCCAUUAUGAUGAGAUUAAUAAUAAUAUUAGACAAAAUGAAAAAAAUGUUGAAACAGCUGUAUUAAAAAAAAACUAAUUGAAUGAAUAUCUUUAAAAGCCUUCAAGCCGUAUUUCAAAUAACUCGCCACAUUCAGCAAAACCUUCUGGGCCUUUUUAAAAAAAAAACUUAAAAAAACUUUUAAAUAAAUCGAAAAAAGAUUAAACUAAUUCAGACUAUGAUUUUACAAUGCAAGACUCAAUUACUGAUGAAAAUCCAAACAUUGAAACAAAAGUUUAAGAGCUCAACAAUAACUAGACCUGCAACUUUACAAAAUUUGAGAUAUUGAAAAAAAAAACUGAUAAACUAAAUAAUGAAGGUAAUUAUGGUAAUAGUGGCAAUAUUACUAUGAUAAAAAAACCACCUCUUACUAGUUAAGAAUCAGCUUAGAAUACUUAGUCAACACAAGUAUUUCUUAACUCACCUUGCAUAAAAACUAUUGAAAAGACUCAAACACCUAAAUCAUACAAAAUAAAUAUGGAAGAUUUAAGCUAAAAUAAUUUAUCUCCGUUCCAGUAUGACUAAGGCGUGAUGAAUACCAAUAACUCAUAAAAAAGCAGCAUGUUUUUAUAAAAAACUAAUUUAAGUAAUCUGCAAGUUGAUAAUCUUAUAGAAAACUAAGAAAUAAAUAGUUAGCAAAAUGUAAAAAAUUUAAAUUUAUUAGGUGCAGUUAAUGAACUAAAAAAAGUUAAUUAAAUACCAACUGAUACAAAUCAGCUUUAAAAUCAAUACAAUUUUUGCACUUAUCAACAAACUAACUAAAGUUAAAUUAAUUUCUAAUCCUAAAAUAAUUAAAUUAUUAAUUCGCCAAUUUUAUAAUCCAGUUAGGUUUUAUAAAGUCAACAAUAAAUAUAUUAAAGCAUGUUUUAGACAUCAGUAAACUUUCAAUAAAAUAACCAACAAUUAAAAUAUAGUGAAAGCAACUAGGAAACAAACAAAAAUAUUCCAGUUUGUUAAAAUUUUCUUAAUUAAUUUGAAAAUUUGUAAAAAUUAAAUUCUCCUGAUAACAUAAAUAAUUUCUAGAAUAAAUAAGAGGGUUUAUAUCUUUCAUAUUAAUAAUGUUAAGCAAAUGAGUUUGAUAGCAUCUAAUCACCAUAAAAAUAGGUCACAAGCAAAUAAAUCAGUUUAGAUGAUAGAAUCACACAUUUUAACCAAUCUAAAAAUGAAUUGAAUAACAACAUAACAGUGUUCAAUAGCGGUGAAGCUGCUUUAUAUUAAAAUAAUUUAGGGAUUAGCUAAUACCCUAAUCCAAAUAAAAAUAUAACUAUUUCUUCUAACUUAUCUCUUUCAACUCAUCAGCCAAGGUAAUAUUAAAACACAGCUUAACCUUAUUACAACUAAAUGAGCUAAAUUCAUAACCAAGGAUAAAAAAGAAGUGAUAAUAAUUUCAAUAAUUACAUGAGUUAACUGAGCUAAGAUAAUAUAAACCUAAAUAUAGAAGAAAAGAGUGGUAACAAAUUUAACUAAAAUGAAGGCAAAAUAAACUCAAUAUCUUAUCAAAAUCUUAAUUAAUUAAAAUAAUCUUAAAUAAGUAAUCUUAACAAUACAAUCAACAACAGCUAAAUGUUCAGCAUAAUCUCUAAUUCUAAUAUGAAAGAUCCCUCUUAACUCAAUCAUCUAGAAUAACUGAAUUUGCUUCAAAUAUAACAAAAACUGGCAGAUAAUAAAAAUAAAAUAGAAGAUAUAUCACUUAAAAUAAAUGCUUAACUAAAUAAUUGUUAGGAGAGUUAUUCUGCAUCUAAAAAUGUACAAGAUAAUAACAGCUUUAUUAUUUAGAAUAGUUCAGCAAAAGAAGCCAACCCUACAUUGAAUUAAACACCUACACCUAUUAAAAGAGAAAAAGAAAAUCCAAUAACAAGAUUAAGGAAUAAAUCAUAGCCUAAUGGAUAGCGUGGAAUUUAUAAAUCUCCUAAUCUUUAGCCUAUGAUUUUUGCUAAAAAAGAAGAUAAUUUAUCUAUCAAGAAGCCUUUCAAUUUAAAAAACGACAUGAGCUCACUUCUGUAUAAUGAAGAAGAAAAAAUAAAAAAGUCUAACAAAUUUCCCUAAAACUUAGUAGAUAAUAAAAACGAUAAAUAAACCCUUCUUUAGAAAACUUAGAUUCCCUAACAAAUAAAUGGGGAUAUUAAUUAUUAAAAUACAAAUUUAAAUAUGUAGUUAGCUAACUAGGUACCAAUUAUUUAAAGCUAAUAUUAAACAUAGUUGAUUGAUAAUAAUUUAAUUUAGUAAGAUAAUAAUUAAUACAUAAACUAAUAACAACCAAUGAUAAAGUAGCUACCAAAUAAUUAAACCAGCUUUAAUCUUAAUUAUGAAGUAAAUCCUAUCAAUAAUUAAACAGAUAUGAAAACUUAAGAAAUUAAUGCAAAUAGCUAAACAAAAAUACCAAUUAACAAUAAAACAAGCUAAAAAGAUAGAGUUUCUCCAAUAUCAGGUAAAGAUAAAAUUUAAAGAUCUUAAAGCUAUAAAGAUGUUAUUUAAAAUUAAUAAGAUAAAGUUAAAAAUAACAGUUUUAGUACACAAAAAAAUCAACCAACUACUGUUAAGUAAAGAAAUGCUUCUUAGUAUACACCUUCUUAUAAUAAAUAGUAAACUAUUAAUACAGGAUUUUAUAGCCAAAUCUAAAUACCUCCUAAUAAUAACUAAACUAUGUAAAAAAAAACUAAUGAAAACAAAGCUAUAAAUAAUCCCUCUGAGUAGAAAUUUUAAUAACCUGAAAGUCCUCUAAAAUACGUAGAACCUUACUCACCGUUUAAUACAAAUAGAAAUUCCACAAGCUUUAUAUAUGAUUUAAAUAGCUUUAAAAAUAUAUAAUCAUCUUUAAGCGUUGCCCAAUAUCAAUAACAAUGUACAGGCUAAGUUUAGUAAUAAUAAUAACAGCAUUCACAUCAACAGUAAGAAAAUAUUUAAUUUUCUACAUUAAAGGAAUAAAACAAAGGCGAAUUUGAAUCAUCUAAUAAUAAACUAGAUAAAAACGUAAACAAAUAAACAAGCUAAAAUAUGAACAAUCAUAUGAAUUUUAGCAACAACAAAAAUAUAUCAAAUUUAACAAAUAACCCAAGAGUUUUAAAUGAAUAGUCAUUCAAUAUUAAAAAACAACUUAACUAGCAGAUAGACAAAAAAUUGAAAAUGAAUUAAUCAGAUUAAAAUAGCUCAAAAAAAGAGUUACCUAAAAACCCUAUAACAUGUAUGAGAAUUCAUUAAAAAAGUAAUAGCAUUUCAGGUUAAUUGUACGGUGUUAAUAAAUUUUCUUCUAUAUAAAAUUCUAUAAAGUGA